CUAGAUUAAUAAAAGCGGGAAUUCUCGACUGAAUGAAGACACCUGAGACGCCCACAUUCCUUCGGGACCGCGACAAGCGGGAAAACCUAAGUGCCAAGCUUAGAACAAAGUCGGGUCGGGCUGGGAUGUUCUACCUAUCUGAUCCUGCAGACGGGUCAGCUCCAACCAAGAUAGCGAUACUUUUUGCAGAAGCGAGACGAGUCAGGAACUCUUGAGAUGACACCGCUGUCGGAAGAGGACUCACUUCGGUGAUAGCACU
This is a messenger RNA of Guyanagaster necrorhizus, 259 nucleotides long. RefSeq lists its product as uncharacterized. Bases 33 to 215 code for a protein of 60 amino acids. The record is from RefSeq and is a predicted model, not a curated record. The transcript has a single exon. NCBI's taxonomy places the organism in Eukaryota, Fungi, Basidiomycota, Agaricomycetes, Agaricales, Physalacriaceae.